UCCAAUUUAAUUUUAUCACUUGUCGGAGAAACUACAACCAGAGCUCAACUGAAUACCAACAUGGCAGAGAAGUGGAACCCGAAUGCAAAACCAACUGAGAACAUGGAGUUCUUGAUGACGGCGGAGGACCUGGAUCAGCAGUCGGAGAGUUCGCAGUUCUCGGAGAGUUCUUCUUUGAUAGCCAUCGCUUCCGAGACCAGUAGUGUCGUCGAUAGGAUGUUGGAGGAACUAAACUCGAUCCAGUCGGAUGGGGAGAGCUUGGACGGAUUUGACAUAGAAUCCCAGCGCCUCCAACAGGAAAUACAUGGAUACCUGGACCUACAAAUUGCCAAGUCGGAGCAGGAAUGCAUUAGACUGGACUUUCUGCGCUGCAUCAUGUUAGCGAUCCGAGACCAGCUACAGGCUACUAGCAUGCAGAACAUGUAAUAUAUGCGAUUUCUGUUGACCAACUCCAAAAUACCAAUACCAUUAGCAUUACCAAUGCCAUCACCAAUGCAUUAUGGGCACACUGUAUUAUCGAACGGUCCUACUGUUAGCGCAUAAAUAUA
Molecule: messenger RNA, 548 nt
Organism: Drosophila erecta
Lineage: Eukaryota; Metazoa; Arthropoda; Insecta; Diptera; Drosophilidae
Exons: 1
Coding region: 61-426 (121 amino acids)
Source: RefSeq, a predicted model, not a curated record